Aspergillus mulundensis is the source of this 1980-nucleotide messenger RNA. It is a transcript of the gene mfs56, whose product is annotated as putative MFS multidrug transporter. Gene Ontology annotation, molecular function: basic amino acid transmembrane transporter activity. The coding region runs from base 1 to 1980 and encodes 659 amino acids. The record is from RefSeq and is a predicted model, not a curated record. Gene Ontology annotation, cellular component: fungal-type vacuole membrane. The transcript is spliced from 5 exons. Lineage: Eukaryota; Fungi; Ascomycota; Eurotiomycetes; Eurotiales; Aspergillaceae. Gene Ontology annotation, biological process: transmembrane transport; basic amino acid transport.
AUGGUCUUCUACCUCUUAUACAAGCACAUCAAAAAGACACGCGCCGCAAAGCGCCAAUCCGAGCACAUCCCCCUCCAAACACAGUCCAGCCAAGAUGGCGAAACCCUUACCUCCAGCCACGGCGCACCCACCCUCCCCGACAAGCGCCCGUCACCUGAAGCCGAAGCAGAGCGCAAACGACUCCGCAUCUACAGACUCAAACUCGUUACCGCCCUCUUCAUGCCGUACCUCCUCGCAACAAUCGACCUCACAAUCGUCGCAACCGCCGUGCCAUUCAUCGCCUCGCAUUUCGACGAACUCAACCAACAAUCCUGGAUCGUAACCUCCUUCACCCUAACCUCCACCGCCCUAAUCCCGACCUUCGGACAGCUCUCCGACGUCUUCGGCCGCCACGCAAGCCUCCAGCUCGCGACCUUCAUGAUGCUGCUCGGCAGCGUGCUGGGCGCCGCCGCGCAGAGCUGGGGCAUGCUCCUGCUCGCGCGCGCGCUGCAGGGCGUGGGCUCGGCGGGCCUGAUGAGCACGAUUAAUGUGGUCCUUGCGGAUGGGGUGAGCUUAAAGGAGAACGCGAAGAAUAAUUCGAUUUUCGCGCUGGUUUCUGGCGUUGCGUAUAGUGUGGGCCCGGUGGUAGGGGGGUAUCUUACGGAUGUGUGUACUUCCUCCCAGCACUUCCGAUGGAUUGCGAACUGGCGGUAUUGCUUUGUGAUAUCGAUUCCGAUUGCCUUUGUUUCACAUAUAGUCAUCUAUCUCGUUCUCCGCCACGACCUGAAACAAGGCACGCAUUUCCAUCGCGGCGCACGGCUCGCCUCGUUCCUGCCUGCCCUGUCAACUCUUGACAUCAUCGGCACACUCCUCUUCAUCUUCGGCGUUGGUCUCAUAAUCCUCGGGACAGCAUGGGGCGGCUCAACGUACCCGUGGGUUUCAGGCCAGGUCCUCGCCCCGCUGAUUGUGGGUGGUGUAUGCUUCGUCAUCUUCUUCGGCUACGAGUACGCUCUCGAGAACGGGGUGUUCGCGCGACUCUUUCCAACCCAGAAGCCCAUGAUCCCGUAUAGCCUGUUCAGACGGCUCGACACGCUCUGGCUUGUGGCCAUCCAGUUUGCGGCGGGCGCAGCGAUGUACUCGGUCUUUUAUUAUGUGGGCAUAUACUUCACCGUUGUGGAGGGGUACAGCGCAUCCAAAGCCGGUGUGCAAUUGCUGUACUAUAUCCCAGGCCUUGGAGCGGGCGUCUACCUAGCAGUCUUCCUGUGCAACAAAUAUCCAGCCCAAACCUUCCCGCCUCUCCUCUUCGGCACGGUAGCCGAAACACUCGGUCUAGGCCUGAUUAUCCACGCAAUCCGCGCGCAAAACACCACCGUGCUCAACGGGAUGAUGGUGCUCGCGGGCGCGGGGACAGGAAUCCGUCUCAUGCCGGCGAACCUCCACGCAGUCGGCGUCUGGCCCGACAGAAUCGCGGCUGCACUCUCCCUCCUGCGCUUUGCGCUGCCGUUUGGGGGAACGCUCGGGAUUACGAUUAUGGGCAGUGUGUUUAAUAAUAAGUUUGCGGGGGGCGUUGAGGGUAUUUCUGGGGUGAGUGGGAAUGGGAAUGGGACUGUCGAUGCGCAGGACCUUGCGCAUGGCGGGACGAGUAGUCUUUCCUUUAUUGAUGACUUGCCUGCUGCUGUUCAGGGGCAGGUUAGAGCCGCGGGGCGAGACGCGAUCAUGUGGGCUUAUGUUGCGAUUCUGCCGAUUCUGGGACUUAGUGUGAUUACGGGGCUUCUUCUGGGGAAUGUUUGGAUUGGGAGGAAGGGGAAGAACGAUGCAGGUGAAGUUGAGGAAGGGGACUCAUCGUUGGACUCGAAUGCUGGACCUGGCGAGAGCGAGGUUGUCUAUGUUCCGUAUCUUUAUGCGGUUUUCAAGGGCGUGAACAAGUAUAAACGUAUCAGCCGGCCUGUGCUCGAGUCCGAGCCUUCACCCACUGGAAUCUUUGACGGGCAAACAUCCUAG